GCCAUCUUUGAUGCGAGAAGUGAUUGUUUGACGAAUAGAAAUAAUAGGAAAUAAUAAAAAAUAUACCGUGAAAAGUUGGAGGAAUCGUGGCGAAGCUGAAGGGGAUAUUAAGAGGCCAGGUGAAACUCAGGAAAAUCAGCAGAAGAAGGCAUGAAGAAAACAUCAUAGUCAAGAAGUCAUGGCUGAUAAAAGAAAACUUCAAGGUGAAAUAGACAGAUGUUUGAAAAAAGUCACAGAAGGGGUAGAGCAGUUUGAGGACAUUUGGAAAAAGCUCCACAAUGCAGCCAACGCCAACCAAAAAGAAAAAUAUGAGUCUGACCUCAAGAAAGAGAUUAAAAAAUUACAGCGCCUUCGUGACCAGAUUAAGACAUGGGUCGCCUCUAAUGAGAUCAAAGACAAAAGACAGCUUGUGGAGAACCGCAAACUCAUCGAGACGCAAAUGGAACGGUUUAAGAUAGUGGAACGGGAGACCAAAACGAAAGCGUACUCUAAAGAGGGUCUCGGCCUUGCUCAGAAAGUUGAUCCUGCACAAAAAGAGAAAGAAGAGGUCGGCCAGUGGCUAACGAACACAAUAGACACAUUGAAUAUGCAAGUGGACCAGUUUGAGAGCGAGGUUGAGUCACUUUCUGUCCAGACAAAGAAAAAGAAAGGCGACAAAGAGAAGCAGGAUCGGAUUGAGGAACUAAAGCGAUUGAUCGAGAGGCACCGAUUCCACAUCCGUAUGCUGGAAACCAUCCUUCGAAUGCUGGACAAUGACUCGAUACAGGUGGACUCCAUCCGCAAGAUUAAAGAUGACGUGGAGUACUACCUUGAUUCCUCUCAGGAUCCCGAUUUUGAAGAGAACGAGUUCCUCUAUGAUGACCUUGAUUUAGAGGAGAUACCCCUGCCAGUAGUUCCCACGUCUCCGGCAGGUCACCCAGACGACGAGAUCUUCCAGCACUCCAGUUCCACCCCGACGUCCACAACGUCCUCUUCUCCCAUUCCUCCCUCUCCGGCUACUUGCACUACGAAUUCGGAAGAUGAAAAGAAAAGGGGUCAUUCGACAGACAGUGAAAUCAGCCAGUCGCCCAUCAAAAAUGGAAACCAGUCUUCAUCUUUGUCCUCGUCUUCUUCACUAUCCUCCUCAUCCUCUGGAGCCUCUUCCAUCUCUCUGAUCUCAAUGGCGACUCUGGCCAGCAGCGGGAGCUCUGCAUCAGGUGGCAGCAGUCUCUUGGGUAACAUCAACGUUCCCCUCCAGAACUCUGGCAGCUAUAGUUCAGCAACCCAGCAACAAACACAGCAAUCCCAACAGCAGCACCAGCCCAAAAACUCAGCCUCCUCCCACUCCAACUCAACCUCGGCCAGCAACAGUAUCUUGCUCCCAACAUCCACCUCGACAUCCCCACCCAACACCAGCACACUGGGCCCCCUGACGCCCAGCUCUCAGAGCCAGACCAGUUUGGGAAUGAGUCUUUCCUCCAGUCUCGGCCUUGGGAAGGGGACUUCAGCAUUGACUGGCACAAACCAGAUGCCCAGUCUGGUUCUCUCAGGGAUGCCGGCAUCCUUGAGUGGGUUUUUGAGCGGAUCCACCCCGGCGCCUUAUGCACAAGCGGCUGCCGCAGGUUGUGUGGGCAGUGGACUGUCUUCGGCGAUCGGGACGAAUAUUAGCAGUACAAACUCCAGUGGAGUGGUAACCUCGUUGGGGACUAAUGGAAGUCUGGGCUCCACGAGCCUCUUGGGUCCAGGGUCUAGCAUUUUGGGCCUUGGGUCUACAUUCGCUGCUGUGGAGCCUUUGCCUUUGCUGGCUCCCAGUCCUGUGGGAAGCACACUGACCUCAGGGAGCAACGUGGGAGUAAUUGGAAGUAGCGGAGGGACCUCUGGGACAGCAAACACAACAGGAAGUGGCACACAACCACGACCACCUAGUGGACCAAAACAAAAUGGUGGUUCAAGUUAUAGUGCUGUGGUAGGAGACAGCACGUCAGACUCCGCCCUCAACAGUGCCAGCCAAUCACAGAACAGCCAAUCCUCAUCCUUAAAUUUAGCUGUAACAAAUCAGCUUAUGGACAGCGGGUCUAGCCUGCUGGGGUCAUUGACACUGGCACCCAGCUCGCCCUCACCGGUGUACAGUGAGAGUAAAGCUGGCGGUGGAGGCCUGCUGAACGGCCCACACUCAUACACACAGCCUGCUGACACCAUCAAGCCUCAGGAGCCUCCGAGCUCUCUAAAGUCAAUGGCAGAGCGAGUCGCUCAAGGCUCAGGGUUAGACGGAGAGCUGUCUGCACUACAUAUCCCCAGUGAUAUAUUCCCCAGCUCCACGGCUCCAUCAAGCACUCCUGCAGCUCCACAGUUGUCUCUGUCAGAGGUCAGUAUCCCUCCAUCAUUGGGUGUGUGUCCACUGGGCCCCGUCCCGCUCUCCAAAGACCAACUCUACCAGCAAGCCAUGCAGGAGUCUGCCUGGGCACACAUGCCUCACCCGUCCGACUCUGAGAGGAUCAGGCAGUACCUAAUGAGGAAUCCCUGCCCAACACUGCCUUUUCACCACCAGAUGCCACCUCCUCACUCCGACAGUGUGGAGUUUUACCAGAGACUGUCUACCGAGACCCUGUUCUUCAUCUUUUACUACUUAGAGGGCACAAAAGCGCAGUAUCUAGCAGCCAAAGCCUUGAAAAAACAGUCAUGGAGGUUUCACACAAAGUACAUGAUGUGGUUCCAGAGGCACGAAGAGCCCAAGACCAUCACAGAUGAGUUUGAACAAGGGACAUAUAUUUACUUUGACUAUGAGAAAUGGGGCCAGAGGAAAAAGGAAGGAUUUACGUUUGAGUACAGGUACCUGGAGGACCGGGACCUUCAGUGACGGAUCGUCAACUAGAACGGAGAAGGACUACUGUCGACAUUCCGGACUGAAUCAAAACACACAAACACACACACAUGUACACUCUCUUUUAUUCAGCGCGGAGGAGAGCCAGAUGCACAUGCGAGGCUGUUUUAUGUCUCGCUGGUGCAAAAAUGCAUCUGGAGCCCCUCCCUCUCUUUACAAUCACCCCCACUCAUUGGCCACUCCCUUUGUGACUCCGCCCUCUCAUUCAGCCAGAAUUAAUGCCAGUAUAUCGGAAAUUUCUGGAGCAUUUUUUUUUUGCGCCAAAGAAAAAGUUGAUUGUGGUCAAAUAAAGCAUUCAGCUCUUUCAAUAA
Messenger RNA from Danio aesculapii, 3171 nucleotides. RefSeq names its product CCR4-NOT transcription complex, subunit 3b (gene cnot3b). The transcript is spliced from 18 exons. The record is from RefSeq and is a predicted model, not a curated record. NCBI's taxonomy places the organism in Eukaryota, Metazoa, Chordata, Actinopteri, Cypriniformes, Danionidae. Bases 179 to 2836 code for a protein of 885 amino acids. Gene Ontology annotation, biological process: regulation of DNA-templated transcription; nuclear-transcribed mRNA poly(A) tail shortening; regulation of stem cell population maintenance. Gene Ontology annotation, cellular component: nucleus; CCR4-NOT core complex; P-body.